This is a messenger RNA of Thyridium curvatum, 837 nucleotides long. RefSeq lists its product as uncharacterized. NCBI's taxonomy places the organism in Eukaryota, Fungi, Ascomycota, Sordariomycetes, Thyridiales, Thyridiaceae. The record is from RefSeq and is a predicted model, not a curated record. Bases 1 to 837 code for a protein of 278 amino acids. Gene Ontology annotation, molecular function: metal ion binding; RNA binding. The transcript has a single exon.
AUGGCGACCUCCACAGCGACGACGAGCCAGCUCGCCUCCGACAUGCUCGCGCGCAAGCCCGCCCACUUCGCCUUCACCUUCACGCCCUUCCUCCAAAAGACCUACCACCACGGCCUCCCCGCCGACCGGCCCGUAUGCAAGGCCUACAGCGCGGGCCACUGCCCCAACGGCACGCGCUGCACGGAGCGGCACGUCUCGGCCGCCACCGCCGCCCAGGGGGGCGAGCAAGGCGGCAAGCAGGGCGGUGGCGGCUUCAACAGCCUCGUGUGCAAGCACUGGCUGCGGGGCCUGUGCAAGAAGGGCGAGAGCUGCGAGUUCCUGCACGAGUACAACCUGCGCAAGAUGCCCGAGUGCAACUUCUUCGUGCGCAACGGCUACUGCUCCAACGGCGACGAGUGCCUGUACCUGCACAUCGACCCGCAGAGCCGCCUGCCGCCCUGCCCGCACUACGACAAGGGCUUCUGCCCGCUGGGGCCCAACUGCAGCAAGAAGCACGUCCGGAGGCGCCUGUGCCCGUACUACCUCGCCGGCUUCUGCCCGGACGGCAAGGCCUGCAAGGAGGGCGCCCACCCGCGCUGGGAGAAGAACCUCGAGCCCCCGACGCCCAAGCCCGAGCCGGGCGCCGUGGCGGAGGGUCAGGACGCGGCGUCGGGCGCCGGCAUGCCGCACCGGAGAGACGGCUUGCCCUACGAUGACGAUGACGAGGCGAGGGAUGGCGGCAGGGACCGCGGGCACGACCGGCUGGGUGGGUACAAGGACAGGUUUGGUGGUGGUGGAGGGCGGGGCGGAAGGUGGCGCGGUCGAGGAGGGCAUAAGUUCAGGGGAAGAGGUCAUUGA